Messenger RNA from Agrilus planipennis (emerald ash borer), 806 nucleotides. Its product is annotated as protein takeout-like. Bases 51 to 788 code for a protein of 245 amino acids. The transcript has 6 exons. NCBI's taxonomy places the organism in Eukaryota, Metazoa, Arthropoda, Insecta, Coleoptera, Buprestidae. The record is from RefSeq and is a predicted model, not a curated record.
CGUUGCUACAGUAGUUCGUUAUUAAAGUGUUUACAUAUUUUUGGUCCAAAAUGAUCAGUGCGUUUCGUCAAGUUGUGCUUUUAUGUACCCUAUUCGUUUUCGUUAAUUCUGCUAAACUUCCAUCCUAUCUAAAACCAUGUAGUAAAUCAGACCCUAACUUAAACAAGUGUGCCAUUAAACAUGCAAAGGAAGGCUUACCAGUCCUUGCAAAGGGUGACAGGGCUUAUCAUAUCCCAAGUUUAAUACCCCUACACAUUCCCGAAGUUAGAAUUCAAUCAGGGGAAAAUUUAAAAAUUAUUAUCAAGAACGCAGUCAUAACAGGACUUGAUAAGGCCGAUAUACAAGAUAUGAGUAUAGAUCUACCAAAUCGCAAAUUCUGGCUUAAGGCAAACAUCGAUUACGUCAAUUUAGUUUCCGAUUACGAAAUCGAUGGCAGAAUAUUAAUUUUGCCCAUCAAAGGAAAUGGGCCUGCCAACAUUACUUAUGUUGGAGGAGUUUACACUUAUUCGUUUGAUUUUGAUCUCGUUGACAAAAAUGGUAAGCAACAUAUCAAAACUAAAAACAAUAAAUUGGAGUACACAGUGCAAAGGGCAUAUUACCAGUUAGAUAAUCUUUUCGGUGGAGAUAAAGCUUUAGGCGAUCAAAUGAAUUCGUUUUUGAACGAGAAUUGGCAGGACGUCGAUAAGGAUCUUGGACCUUCUUUAACCGAAGCAAUUUCUCAAAUUAUCCAAUCAAUUGUGACAGCAGUUUUUACAAAAGUUCCUUUCGAUUAUAUAUUCGAGCCCUGAAUAAAUUAUUUAAUUUAC